Molecule: messenger RNA, 4322 nt
Organism: Callithrix jacchus (white-tufted-ear marmoset)
Lineage: Eukaryota; Metazoa; Chordata; Mammalia; Primates; Cebidae
Source: RefSeq, a predicted model, not a curated record
CUAAAAUACAAUAAAUAAAAGGAAUUGCAACAAAUGAUAUACGAAAUAAUGCUCAUAGCAUUUAUUCAUAAUAGCUCCGAAAUAGACUGGCUUAGUAUAUAUCAACUAAGGAUGAUGGAAUUAUAUGAAUGAUUGCAUUAAAUUCAUACAGCAGAAUAACAUAGGUGAAAAAAAUGAAUCACAUGUACAUGCAAUUAUAUAACUAAAUUUCAGAAACAUGAUGUCAAGUGCAAGCAGCCAUGAACAAGAAGAACAUACAGAAUUGCACCUAUACACAAUUCAAAGCAGGACACGCUAAGCUAUGGAGUUUAGGGUUGCAAACCUAGUUGGUAAAGUAUAAAGAAAAAUUAAGAAAAUGAUCAUCAUAAAUUACCAAUAUUAUUCAUCUCAGGAGAUAUGAAGAAAGGUUUAGCAGCUUGGAAAGUGGAAUGGAGGGAGACCUAGACUGUUGGCAGUGUUUCAUGUCUUACCUUGCAUGAUGGUUACAUGCAUGUUUGUGAUACAUUGCUCUUUCAUAUUUUUGUUUUGGCCCAUUUCUAAGUGUACAUUAUAAUUUGAUUUAAAAAAUUACAAAUUAGGAUAACUGUUAAGUAAAAAUUAUUAAUUUCUCUGCUCAUUAUAUAUCUAGGGGAAAAAUCCACCAUUUACAUACAUUCUUAUUCAGCUCAAGAGAGUUAAAGUAGAUUCUUAUUUUAGUUGUGAAAUGUAGAAAUUUGAGAUACUGUUACCUACAGCCCCCAGAUCUUUCCAAAAGUUUUCUUCUAGUCUUAAAUAUUCACCUCAUAUUACAAAAACGUUGAUAUUUCUAAUCUGUUUUCCUUUGGUUCCUGAAUUUCCGACACAACAAGGGUGCACAUAUUUCUCACACUCUUGGUUUAGCAGAGUACCGAUAUCAGUUUUUCUGCAAAAGAAUCUUCUCCAAAACCAUAUUAGAUAUUUAUAUCUCACAUGUUUUUGGGUUCUGUUUUCUUAAGCUAUGGCUUGGUGACUGGCUCUGGUGAUGUGAGAUGGUCCAAGUUUUGCUUCUUGGAUCUAGUUAGAGUCUGGCCUAUUUAAGGCUGGAUCAGGCAGGGGCGAUGUGACUCCAUUAGUUACUGUUUGCUUUUCAUUGCAAAGCAGUGAAAGAAGAUAUGUCUUUAUUUGCAUGCUAGCCAAUGAAAAUUCAGCUUUCCCUUCAACAUCAGUACGAAAAAUUUCAGCCUAUGGCAAGAACAGAGGCUCUAUGAAUAAGAAUUAAUUUGAGCUGUUUUGGGACUAACAAUAUUUUUCCAUAAAGGCAGCAUUGAACUCAUUCAUUGGUUUAAGCUGGUGCUUUCCUGUUGACAUUGUUCACAGAAUUUAAAAGUAUAAAGAAUGUUAUUGAACAUUCAGGAAUCAAGUGCAUGUUGAAUUUAAGGCCUGGAUAUCAGAGGAGUCACAACCAGUGAUAUUAGGCCUGAAUUUUUUUUCUUGUUUAGACAUGAUGAAUUUUCUCCUCCUUGUUUUUUCCAUUCUAGUAGUGGUUGCAUUUGUCCUCGGAAAUUUUGCCAAUGGCUUCAUAGCACUAGUAAAUUUCGUUGCCUGGGUUAAGAGACAAAAGAUCUCCCCAGCUGAUCAAAUUCUUGCUGCUCUGGCAGUCUCCAGAGUUGGUUUGCUCUGGGUAAUAUUAUUAAAUUGGUAUUCAACUGUUUUCAAUCCAGCUUCAUCUAGUUUAAAAGUAAGAGUUUUUAUUUCUAAUGCCUGGGCAGUAACCAACCAUUUCAGCAUCUGGCUUGCUACUGGCCUCAGCAUAUUUUAUUUGCUCAAGAUUGCCAAUUUCUCCAGACUUAUUUUUUAUCACUUAAAAAGGAAGGCUCAAAGUGUAGUUCUGGUGAUAGUGUUGGGAGCUUUGUUAUUUUUGAUUUGUCAUCUUGUGAUGGAAAACAUGGAUAUGGAUGUGUGGGCAAAAGAAUAUGAAGGAAAUGUAACUUGGAAGAUCAAAUUAAGUAACGUAAUGCGCCUUUCCAACUUGACUGUGGCCACACUUGCAAACGUGAUACCCUUCACUCUGACCCUGAUAUCUUUUCUGCUGCUAACCUGUUCUCUGUGUAAACAUCUCAAGAAGAUGCAGCUCCAUGACAAAGGAUCUCAAGAUCCCAGCACCAAGGUCCACAUAAAAGCUCUGCAAACUGUGAUCUCCUUCCUCGUGUUACUUGCCAUUUACUUUCUGUGUCUAAUCGCAUCAUUUUGGAAAUCUAAUUUGCAACAGAAAGAAUUUGUUAUGCUUUGCCAAACUGUCGGAAUCAUAUAUCCAUCAUUCCAUUCAUUCAUUCUGAUUUGGGGGAGCAAGAAGCUAAAGCAGACCUUUCUUUCAGUUUUGUGGCAGGUGACUUGCUGGGUGAAAGAACAGAAACCAUCAACUCCAUAGAUUCACAAGAGGUGCAUUGUGUGUUUUCUAGCAGAAAACAAAUUGAUGGUGUCUGGAACAUUUUAUAUUUCCUACAAGUUUUUCUAUAGUCUAUGUAUUUGAGUAAUUUCCAAAAGUAGACUUAGAAAAGUCUUUUACCUAAAUUUAUUACAUAAAUAUGUGUGUGUGUGUGUGUGUGUUUAUGUCUGAAUGUGUAUGAAAACUUAACUUUGACCAUAGCAUACCUUUAGCCAAUUUUUUAAGUAAACUGCUCAGUUACACAAAAGUAGAAUUUUGAACCCAUGUGUAUUUCACACAUAUAUGUUAUUUUAUGAUAUUUCAUUUGAGGAAUUUAUGAUAUGUAUAAUUAGAAACUGACAGCUUAUAUCAGAAAAUCAUUGCUAUUUUCAUUGUAAUUUGGAUCAUGUAUAUGUAUCAUAGUGUCAUUAACUAUCAUUGUUUGAACCUCUAAUAUUUUGAAUGGUAAAGACAUUCAGUACUAAAUCAAUGAUGAGAAUGUGUCUUUGAGGUAGGUUUUUUUUUUCAUGAAUUCUUUUUCCCCCUUUUUUUUGAGAUGGAGUCUUGCUCUGUUGUCCAGGCUGGAGUGCAGUGGCUUGAUCUUGGCUCAUUGUAAUCUCUACCUCCCGUGUUCAAGUGAUUCUCAUGCCUCAGCCUCCCAAGUAGCUGGGACUCCAGGCAUGCACUAGCAUGCCCAGCAAAUUUUUUUGUUUUUUGUUUUUUUUUUUUUUAGUAGAGAUGUUAGCCAAGUUGGUCUCUAACUCGACCUCAAGUGAUCCACCACCUCAGCCUCCCAAAGUGCUGGAAUUACAGGCAUUCAUCAUGAAUUCUUAUCUUAUGUUUAGUAUAAAGCAGAUACAAUUAUUGUUAGAUAACGAUUCACAAAAUAAAAUUCAAUUGUGAAAAAUAAAUUCAGUGUACAUUUUGUUUAUGUGUACCAACAGCAGUACUGAGGAAUAUUAGAUUUGAUACAGUAUGUGAAUAGCUUAGAAAAAAAUCAUUUAUAUAAAAAGGAUGAAGAAACACGAUCAUGAGCUCUUUUUAGUGCUGUUUUAAGUUUCCAUAUGCUACUAGAAAAGUCAUUUUUCCAGUUUUUGAAUUGAAUAAAAACUUUUUUGAGGUUGAGAUUUGAUGUUAAAUAUUUUAGUUUUUUGUCUAAGCCACCUCUGAGCUCCUGAAUUGACAAUUUCUGAAUUGACAAAAAGCUCAAAUUUUCCUUAUCUUAAAAAGAAGCUCAAUCUAAAGAGGGCAUAGACGCUAUGGUAUCUAUGAAAUCUAUAUGUGGAUGAUAGGAAAUGUCUUAAAGAUAUGUUUUAUUAUAAUAUUGGUGUAAAUGAUGAAAUGAGAGAAAGUGUUGGUAUAUUCACUAAUAGCAAGUUCUAUGAUAAGAAUAAAAUGUAUAACUUAGUUCAACAGCUAAAUUCUGUGUGACUGUAUCAAUUUCUGGUGUUAUGAAAUUUUAACAAUAUUAUCUAAAUCUUAAGAUAAAUCAUCUCCACAUCUGAUUUAUCAUGUAUCUUCCCUGGUACAGUGUAAGCACCAUAAAAGUGGAGAUCAUAUAGUUCUUGCUUACCGUAGACCCCCAGGACAUAAAAACAGUGCAUAGAAUAGGUAUUCAAAAUGACAUUUUGAUGAACACUAAUUGGUGAAGGAAUGAACACAUGAACUAUAUUGGGGUGGUGAACCAGUGAAAAUGAAACACAUCACAAAAUCUACAGUUGCAUAAAUAUUCCUGCUCUGGUUUCAGAUUGAGGUUACAGGAUUAUCCAAGAAUUUCUCAGAACAAAAGUUUGGCUAUUCCACAAUUCUAGGGAAAAUAUCACUAUAAUAUAGCAUUGAUGCAGCUAUAUCAGAUGUGUGACACAAGACAAGGUGGAAAAUAAAAUUAGAUGGCAUUUAUUACAAUACUUUUUACUAAGCACAUUAAAGAUUUGUAUAU